AUGACAGACGAAGAUGAAGAGGAUCCCAACUUCAAGCCCGUAUUACUCUAAAAUAAAUAUCUUGGAAACUCACUUUGAUUUCAGAAUUCUGAGAUUUCGAGCAGAAAAACAAAGUAUGUGGUAGAUCAGCUGUUAGGAGAAGGAGGUUUUGGAUCAGUCUACAAAGUAAAAGAUUCGAAGACAGGAAAAUUUUAUGCUAUGAAGAUAGAGAAGAAACAAGAUCGAAAGCAGUCAAAGUUGAAAAUGGAGGUUAUUGCACAGUAUAGGAAUAAACUGACACAAAUUAAGCCGUGCAGAUAUUUAUACUGAAACUAGUUUCUAACGAACGGAAGAACUCUCAUUUUACCACGAUUAUAGACAGGGGGAAGAAAGAUAAGGAUGGAUAUUUUUUUCUGGUUAUGGAACUGGCAGGAACAAGUUUGGCGGACUUGAAAAAAAACAGAGAUUCAAAAGUAAAAAAGCCUUCAGCAAAAGUGUUUGUUAUUCAAAAUUUUGAGGUCUUCACAUUACCCACUGGACUAAGUGUUUCUCAGCAAUGCUUGGAAGCUUGUGAGGAUCUUCACAAAUACGGAUUUAUUCACAGAGACUUAAAACCGGCGAACUACGCUUGCGGAAUCGGCUCAAGAAAACAUUCUGUACAUGGUGAACACUCGUGAACAUGCUCGAUUUUGCGUUCAUCGCUUCGUGUCGACGAGUGUACCCCUUCAACACGCUACUGAGUAGUUACAAAUAUUGGGGCGAUAAAUUCAACCACCGUAAAUAAAACCUGUAGUAGAAUGGCACACCAAAUACCGUUCAUUACAGUCGAAAUAUAUCGGCUGCCGGUAGAAACAAAAAAGUUGUCUACUGAAUAAGUUCUCAUAAAAACAUUGUGAAAAUUUUAUGAUUUGGUUACUUUUUGAUAUCUCUACUGGUAGCUAAUAUGCAUAUUCUUGCUUUGACUGUGCAGUUUUAUGGCAGGUUGAAAAGCAUGUUCAGAAAUGUUCACCGUGGUACACCAGUACAGUGUUUUCUGCACAACGCAAUUACUUCAGUUUAUAAAAGAUUUAGAUUCAGAUCUACAUCCUGGACUUUGGAAUUUCGCGUCGAAUCAUAAAUGACCAGAACCAGCUGAAAACACCAAGAGUGACUGUCCGUUUCAAAGGAACUUUGAAAUACGCUUCUUUAUCGUGCCACAAAUCACAAGAAUUAGGAUGGAAAGAUGACUGUGAAAGUUGGUUUUAUCUACUUCUCGACCUCAUAGUAUCAUCAGGUCACAGGUUUUCAUUGGUUCUGAAUAGUAAAUUUUGUAUGCAGGACUACCAUGGAAAAUGAUUACGGAUAGAGACACUGUUUGUAAAAUGAAGGAGGAUGCUCGGUGUAAAAAAGUAUGGAAUAGAAGAUUUAUUUUUUGUUACAUUACUAGUUUGGACUUCAGGAUUUGCUCUUUCGUGGAAUAAAGUGCUUCUCCGAACUCGGAAAAAUUAUAAGUUACAUCGACAAACUACAAUAUCAAGAUCACGUCGACUAUUCUUACAUAUACAAACAAUUAGAAGACGUAAUGGAAAAAUUGAAUAAGGCAAACAGAAAACGUGAACAAUUCAGGGCUGCUCAACUGUCGGUGGAAAGAUGGACGCUCCGUAUGACUGGGAGUAA
This is a messenger RNA of Caenorhabditis sp. 36 PRJEB53466, 1635 nucleotides long. NCBI's taxonomy places the organism in Eukaryota, Metazoa, Nematoda, Chromadorea, Rhabditida, Rhabditidae. The record is from the annotation of a GenBank genome assembly.